Messenger RNA from Guyanagaster necrorhizus, 1779 nucleotides. RefSeq names its product MFS general substrate transporter. The record is from RefSeq and is a predicted model, not a curated record. Gene Ontology annotation, biological process: transmembrane transport. NCBI's taxonomy places the organism in Eukaryota, Fungi, Basidiomycota, Agaricomycetes, Agaricales, Physalacriaceae. Gene Ontology annotation, molecular function: transmembrane transporter activity. Gene Ontology annotation, cellular component: membrane. The transcript has 11 exons. The coding region runs from base 194 to 1696 and encodes 500 amino acids.
GCAGACCGCGGAUAGUAGUUUAUCCAGCUUCCAGGUCCUAUCUCCAUCGUUCCUAUCGCGUUGCCUGCCUCAAUUGUGCCACUAUCGUCGACUAUAGAGUACCAAGCAAGGGUCUAUCCCCCCUUUCCAUCCACGGAUAAGAAGGGAGCGUUCCUCGCUAUCUGUUUUUUUUUUACAUUCGGACCCAACCAUAAUGUCGCCCUCCUUGGAUUCGAAGCUCGACCACAAAGACGACGCCGAAUCGGACAUCCACGACAUCGCUUACGGUCCCGAUGGCGAGCCCAGUCAUAAUAUCGAGGAUUAUUUCAAGUUCGAUCCUAAGGCGGAGCGGAGGCUCGUUCGGAAGCUGGAUGCGAGGCUCAUGCCACUUAUCUUUUUUCUGUAUGUCUUCAAUGCCAUCGACCGGUCGAAUUUGGGAAAUGCGAAGACGGAUGGGCUGGAUACCGACUUGAAGUUUAAAGGGAACGACUACUCGAUAAUGCUCUCCGUUUUCUAUGUCCCAUUCUGUACCCUCACUGUCCCAGCAAUCGCCCUCUCAAAGAAAAUCGGUGCCAAAGUGGCACUCCCACUUUAUAUGAUCACUUUUGGUGGAAUGUGUAUGAUCAACGCUGCAGUGAAGAACUUUGCGGGCUGUCUGGUGGUGCGGCUGUUCAUUGGCGCAGCGGAAGCCGGGUUUGCUGUGACCAUUAUCUGGUAUCUGACUACUUUUUACACGCGUGGUGAGCUGGGAAAGCGCGUGGCCGUGUUCUAUUCAGCCUCUGCUUUUGCUGGUGGAUUCUCUGGAUUGAUUGCCUACGGGGUGUUCCGGACAAAUAUCGCCCUUAAGGGUUGGCAGCUACUAUUCCUCAUCGAGGGUGGCGCGACUGUCUUCUUCUCAAUAUUGGCGAUAUUCAUCCUACCCGCGAAUAUCAACUCGACGCCGUUUUUCUCGGAAGAGGAAAAGCACGUCGCGCGGACGCGUAUCCUCCGUGAUUCGUCCGCGGUUAUCAACCAGAAGCUUACAUCGAAAGCUUUCUUCGCUCCCCUCAAGGACUGGAAGCUCUAUGUCUGGGCUUUGAUCGCCAUAUGUUAUGGUGUAGCUGCUUCGUCAGCUGGGACGUUCCUCCCUCAGAUUAUCGGACGCAUGGGUAAGGGAAAGUUGACGACCAAUCUGCUUACGGUCGCACCCAACUUUGCCGGCGGGUUUGCUGUGCUGCUCACGGCGACCUCGUCGGAUUAUUUCCGAGAGCGAUCGUUGCAUAUCGCGGGUGCGAUGUCUAUAACGAUGAUUGGGUUCAUCGUCAUUGACACUGUUGACGUAAAGAAGACUGGGAUUCAGUAUUUGGGUUCUUUCCUGUUGUGUCUUGGAGCAUUUACGCCUUCGACUAUCUUCCACGUGUGGCAUAAUUGCAACGACGCAUCUGAAGUCGGACGUGGUUUCCGUACGGCCCUCAUGACAUUCUUCGCGAACUCUUCCGGACUCAUCGCAUCGAACAUCUUCAUGGCCAAAGAAAGCCCGUACUACAACACUGCGCUCGUAGUCAACUUCAGCUUCCUCGCUGUGGGCAUAGGCCUUAUCCUCAGCUUACGGACGUACAUGAUGCUUGACAAUAGACGGAGGAAUAGGGAACAGGGCGUGAACUGGUCGAGCAAGGACGUGCCGACAGCGGCGCUCGCCGUUGGGGUGGCGAGCCCAGACUUUAGGCAUUUCCUUUAAUGAAGGAGGUUCCUGCGUUUUGAUGAUAUAUAGUACUAUUUUUAUGUUUUUGACGGCACAUAAUGCAAAUUUACGACUACUGC